Molecule: messenger RNA, 3298 nt
Organism: Caenorhabditis sp. 36 PRJEB53466
Lineage: Eukaryota; Metazoa; Nematoda; Chromadorea; Rhabditida; Rhabditidae
Source: the annotation of a GenBank genome assembly
AUGAUCUCCGCUGACCCAACCAACGACUACAAAGUAUCAAAAAUUGUCUUAUCUCAACAAUCUUAUCACUCUUCAUUUAUUUUCUCCCCAUUAUUUGCAAAUUGUACAGUUAUGGGGCCUAAAAUGUAUUUUUUUUUGCAGUUUCUCUAUUUUUUGUUGAAUUCAGAACGUUAGUAUUAAUUGUAGUAUUAAUUGUGAUUUUCUUUAGCGUAGUAUCUUUUCUCUUCUCUUUUAUUGCACGGUUAUUCUUUGAUGAGAGGACGGCGAGGCCACACUCGGCACUUUUCUUCGGAGAAGAUGCGUGCUGCCGGAAAAAUAUUGACUUAUUUUGCUCGCUCUUUUCGUGGACGCGUUUAUUGUGCGGAAAACUAACAAGAAACUCGCAACAAAUAGCUUUUCGUGCGCGCUUUUUGUGUGUCUUUUUAUUAGUUUUCGUCAUAAUGAACACGUUCCCAAACAAUCGGGUAAAACGAAUCAAAACUCUUCCGACGGCACGAAUUUAAAGUUUUGGCGCCGCGCGCUCCUUGGCCGUUCCAUGACUUCAGAUGCGUGCCGUCGGCAGAAUAAUGAUUCAUUUUACUUGAUUUUUUGGGAACUUGUUCAUUAUUAUGUAAACUUAAAAAAAGCUAUUCUUUGCGAGUUUCUUGUUGUCCACGAAAAGAGCGAGCAAAACACGCAUCUUCUUCGAACAAAAAUGUGCCAAGUGGCCUAGUUUUCGCUUCGUUACCGUGCAAUAAAAGAGAAAAGAAAAAUUGUUUACUAUUUCGCCGCCGUUUCGCCACUCGGCAAAGGCGCGCCACUUUUGCGCAAACUUUAAGAAUUUUCGCAGAUUUUGCGCAAACUUUAAGCGUCCUCGCAGCUUUUGCGCAAACUUUAAGUGUUUUCGCAGGUUUUGCGCAAGCUUUAAGGCAUGACGCAACUGCUGUGAAAACAUUGCAUUUUCAGUACUCUUCGCUUUUUUCAGCUUGUUUUUAUGCGUCUUAUUGCUUAUCAAAUUGAAACAACUUGUCUUUUUCCGUAUUUCCUCGGUUUGAGCCAAUUUCAAGCGAAAUUUCGGUCGGAUUUCGUUUAGAAGCGAGUGUUAUUGAAAAUAUGGAUGAAAUCAUUUGAAUUCGGAGUACUUCACAGUUAUUUUCAGCGUUCGUUUGUCUUCUAUUCAGCGUUCGUUUGUCUUCUGUUUGUUCGUUUUUUUACAUCGCUGAAUUGGGUUCUUUGACGUAAAAAAACGAAAAAAAAACAGAAAACAAACAUUUUUUCACAAACAGAAAACAAACAUUUUCCGCAUUAUUUAAGACGUUCGAACGAUUCACAUGCUCGUACUUUGUACUUAUGCUACACGUUUUUGGAAUGAGCCAAUGUAUCUUCUAUUGCAGAUGAAACGCUCACGUGUCCCGACAACGAAAUAUGCAGAGUCGCAACAGGUGAGAAACGACAGACACUAAAAUCACACCAGUAUAACAUGUUACAGCAAAGCGGAACUUCGAAACAGAGAGGAAAGACGACGAAAGCGAAUGUGGCUCAGCGAAAGAAACGAAAUGCGGAAGAGUGCACAGAAGAAAAGGAAUCAUCGAAACUAGCGGAGACGCCCGUAUCGAACACAACUGAUCAGAUAACUGAAGCUGAACCAGCAGCUGCUCACGGCGACAAAGGACAUUUCGACGAAUUCGAAGAAGAUAUGUCCGAUGUGAACAAACCUGCAAACAGCGCCGCUUCUCUAUCGUCACCUCAAUUCAAGUUGUCUUCACAUUUUGGAAGGAAACAGCCAGAGGAGUGGGGAAUGGCGCGGUUAAAGAGGGAAAUCGAAGCGGGCGAUUUCGUGGCUGUGGGACAGUGCAUCAGAGAGGGCGUCCGUCAAAAUCAGAUAACCGACGUGGAAUUAGAGGUACGAGGACAUAUAAUGAAGUUCUUUUCUGUUUUGGAACAAAUCGAUUUCAGGAAUACGCCAAGUGCAAUGUCCGUCCAACUUAUUCAACCGUCUCGUUCGUCAAGCAACUGGAAAAGUGCAAUACUGAGGACACGAAGAAUUUCAUAGUGGCGCAACACUAUUUGGCAAGUUCCGAGGAAAACUUUUUCUCAUGAAAGUGUUAUUAAUUCUUGUAGAGCUCUAUGAAGUCUGAAAAUGGUAAUGCUGUAAAAACUCUCCAAGCGACAGUCAACUCAAUGUCCCAAUCUAUCGCCAAGCACCAUCAUAUUGCUCGACUCACCAAAAGGCAGCUUGAGGCGGAUCAUCUUAUCGCUCCAUGCCCUCCAUUCACCAAAUGCAAUCUGAACGUGUUGUACGGUCGAAGUGAUCUGCUUGGCGAAAAUGUGACGGUGCAGCUGACUAACUUCAUAACGAAGAUAUGGAAAAAAGUGCAUAACAGCGAUGAAAUUGAUAGGAAACCACACAAUUACAGAUGAGCAAUCCGCAGUACGAGAUCUGGCGCCACACAUUCCGUCCCAGCUGCCGAAGAGAAGAGGAUAGACACUUCGCACCACUGCCCGAACACAUUGUACUGGCCAUUCAAGGUGGGGAGAUGAACAUGCAUUUUAGCAGUAAUAUGUGUCAGAUCUCGGAUUGGACAUGCGUGGAGUCUACCUCCCGCCCUCUCUUCUCGUCGGUCCAGUCGACACAAGCGAUGAGUAAGUCUCCAUUAUUUCAUUAUGUCGAAUCUAUAUUAUACUUUCAGGUUUCUUCACAAAAUGGAUUGCGAAAAUCCAGAAAACGAAGUACAAAGACGACGAUCUCUUCGAGCAUCCGCACUCCAACUCAUUAAUUAUGCGAUCGGACAAUCGUUGUGGGUGCACAAAACUCCCCUCAUUACGCUAAUUUCUCCGAUUUCAGGCGCGUGCUCAGAACUCAUCACUUCGAUGUUCCGUCCCAGAAACUUGUCACGUGCAGGGUAUAAUUCCUCUCAGUCUGUGACCACAAUAAUUUUUCUAGAAUCGAAAAGUCUGCCGCACCCAUUUGCAAUGGAUCGACGUGAAGAUGUACAGAGAGAACGAAUGCGUACCGAACGGAAAAUUCUGCUCGUUCAAUCCGGACAAUUUGAUUCGCUCGUAAGACAAAAGUUUUGUAGUACAUUUAUACAACCUAAUUGCAGGAAGCAGAAAUGUGCAUCGGAGCCUCCGCUCGGACAGCAUUUGGAUUACGAAAGGUAACAUCUCCUUUAUCUCAGUGCGCUAACAAUUGCUCUUUUUCAGUCCCACAGAGGACAGGCAAUUCGAGCCCUCCACGGGACACUUCGGACGUCCGUCAACAUCCGAAGCUAUGCCCAAUUAUGAUGUUGAUGAAGACUACACAAUCACUGAUUUGUAA